UUCCCUGCCCGGCACCGACCUGCCCAGCCUGGCCCGCGUCUGCACCACCUUCCGCCGCAUCCUCCGCACCGACACGAUCUGGCGGCGGCGCUGCCGCGAAGGUUGUCCGGGGCGCUUGCGUGAAUCUGGGAUAGAGCUUUAACAUGAAAUCUCUUCCACCCCACCCUGUUGUGUCAAGAUUCCCGCUGGUAGUGGCUCCGGCAUGGCACUGCACUGAGACUGCACUCAAAAUGAUUUACAGUGUUACUAGGGAAAACGCUUUGCGAAAAAUCAGCACCUUCUGGAGGAAAAGAGAACGUCAGUGUGCUAGUACCGCUGUUAGAGAGCGACACGGAGAAAUGCCAUUUGAGCAGGAUCCUCUGCAUGUCUCCUCCCUUUCUGAUGCAGUAUAAAUAUCUUCAAUGACACUGAAUUUAAUCUAGCUGCAGUGCCUGCUGUGCAAAGUGUGCAUCUUACCAAUUCUGUGGCCAGAAUACGGCGUCUGUGAAAACUUGCGGAAAUUGGAGAUCACAGGAGUGUCCUGUCGAGAUGUUUAUGCCAAACGUAUAAACCCACGAGUGAAGUCGGGGCGUUUUAUGAAAAUCCUUCCCGACUACGAGCACAUGGAGUACAGAGAUGUUUACACCUGCCUGCUGCACCGAUACCGACACAUCCUGGGAUUAUGGCAGCCGGACAUCGGGCCCUAUGGGGGACUGCUGAACGUGGUGGUAGACGGUUUGUUCAUCAUCGGGUGGAUGUACUUGCCGCCUCAUGAUCCUCACGUUGAUGAUCCCAUGAGAUUCAAACCUCUCUUCAGGAUUCAUCUCAUGGAGAGGAAAUGUGCAACGGUUGAGUGUAUGUAUGGUCAUAAGGGACCUCAUAAUGGCCAUAUCCAGAUUGUAAAGAAGGAUGAGUUCUCCACGAAAUGCAACCAGACAGAUCACCAUCGGAUGUCAGGGGGAAGGCAAGAGGAAUUUCGGACAUGGCUAAGGGAAGAGUGGGGUCGGACUCUGGAAGACAUCUUCCAUGAACACAUGCAAGAGCUCAUCUUGAUGAAGUUCAUCUACACCAGCCAAUAUGACAACUGCUUGACAUACCGACGCAUCUACCUCCCCCCUAGUAGCCCUGAUGACCUUAUAAAGCCAGGUCUCUUCAAGGGAACGUAUGGGAGCCAUGGUCUGGAGAUUGUCAUGUUGAGCUUCCAUGGAAAGAAAGCGAAGGGGACUAAAAUCACCGGAGAUCCCAACAUCCCAGCUGGGCAGCAGACUGUGGAGAUUGACUUGGCGCAUCCUCUGCAGCUGCCCGACAUCGAGACCCUUCGUGAUUUCAGUGAGCUCUCUCGCAUCGUCCUGGAGGUCCAGGAGCAGGUGCGUCGGGAGGAGCAGGAGGAGGAGCAGCGGCAGGAGGAAGAGGACCGCUCCCAGCAGGCUGCCGCUCAGCCUGCUGCGAAGCCCCUGGGAGGAGAAGGUGCCGAGGGGGAAGAGACUGCAGCUGGGGCGGAGGGGACAACCCAGAACAAGGCACCAGCUUCCCAGCCCUUUGUGCUGCCUAUGGGAGUCAUAUCGAGGAAUGAAGACUAUCCCCGGACCUGCCGAAUUUGUUUUUAUGGGACGGGGCUUAUUGCUGGCCACGGCUUCACCAGCCCCGAGCGAACACCAGGUGUUUUUGUUCUCUUCGAUGACGAUCGCUUUGGAUUCAUCUGGCUGGAGCUGAAGUCCUUCAGUCUCUACAGCCGGAUCAAGGUCUCCUUCCAGAACGCCGAAGCGCCUUCCCGUGAGGCUUUUGAUGAAAUGCUGAAGAACAUUCAGUCGCUGGCUACUUGACGUGUGGUUUGUGAUGGACGGGGCUAGGGGUUGCAAAGGCUGCUGCACUCCCCAGCCAGGGCUGGGAUGGGGAUUCCUUGCUCUUGGUACCUCUGAAUAAAAGCAUGCACUUUUAAUAAAGCCUUUUUACCCCAAAUGUACACAUCCCGGUUAAAAUAUCCAUGACUGCCCUUACCUCCCUGCCACCCUACACUGCUCCCUAGCAGUCCUCGUUACCCAGUCUGUAACAUAGCUUUGUAUAGCUGAAGGGAUCCUGCAGAGGAGGAAUUAGACCUUAUUGCAAAAAGAAUGUAUUGGAACAAAAAUGAUGCAAGGUCAGAGCUGGAUCAGAAGAACAUCUAAUUGACUGGAUAGAUACAAGCCCUCUGCUCUGACUGUUAUCAGCCUCCUGCGGAAAGAGCUCUUCUUUGUGGAGGGGACUCAUUUAAGCCUUUGUUGCAUCCUAGGCUGAUCUGUCCUCCUGGGGGACUUGCUUUACCCUCCUGAAAACCUGCAGACUGGCUGGCUGCUUAAUGAUAAAUUGUGUCAGCAGCGACAGAGCACAUCCUCCUCCCCAGAAACCUUUCUCUGGGUGCAGCGUCAUCAAGAGAGGCUGGUGUAAUACCUGUAUCCUUGGCCUAGUAAUUGGAGCGGGUGGUUUCCUUUGGAGAAAUUCCCUCAGCUUGGCAGCAAGGGGAGGAUUCCCCAGUGUAGAUGACAGUAUGUGUAGUGUUGCCCUGGCUUCUGGAGCUUGGUGGGUGUGCUGUUGCUGAGGCUCCAGGUUCUGGCUGUCCCCCCGAGCGCAUAGGAGGUCAUUCUUUUUUCUUAUAGGAGCUGGGUAUGGAACUGGAAAUGAGUGUUAACUGCAGAAGCCGGUGCAUUCAGAACUGGUUUCGUACCUGAGAGGUUCACCUUGGAUGUUUUAAGCUGGGCCUGAAAAUGUAAAGGAAGAAGCAAAAAGAAAACUAACUGUGAAAUAAACCCAAACGCAGCCUGCUGACCCCUGUCUGUGAUGGGCAGCAGAAGGUGCCAUGUGUCACUGGUACUGAUGUGACCCCAGUUACGUGUCAUUCUUGUAUCAGGUUGCCCUGUGCAGUCUGAAGAAGCAGCGAGGGAUUCUCCUAAUAUUGCUGUGGCUUUUUCUGGCGCCUUUUACGGUUGGUGCUGACAGGUGGGUGCUGCUGCUCCACUCGCAGGACCCUUCUAUUCCCUUUCUCGUCACGCUUGUUUCGUCCCAGAUGAUUGCUGCUUGCACAGAAAGCUCCUGGGCUUAAUUUCUUCCCAUGAUACCUGCAUUCUGUGUGGCAGAUCUGAGCUCUACUGGGAAGUGUGGGCUGCAGGCGAGGAAGCCGGUUCUCCAUAGACUGUCCUGUGCAGGAAAAUCCUGAUGAUAGGGAUCCUUAUGUGGAGAGAAGAGUAAGGAAGCUCUUGGUUACAGGUAAAAUAGAUCCUUUGUUGCAGUUGCUUUCUGGCUGCGGUGAUAAACUCCAGGUUUCUUCUCUUCCCGCUACCAGUGGAAUCGGUGUCUAACAAAACUCUGCCUUUACAUCUUUUGCAGGAUUUGAUUUGUAAAUGUGUCUGUACGUGUGUUGUGGUGGGCGGAUUCAGGCCCCUUCAGUGGAAAAGUUUCAGUCGCUGCCUAGUUUCCCUGACUGCAAGCAGCUUUUAUUUUCACUCUCACAAGGGUUUUUUGCCAUUUCUGGCUCUUGAGUGUUCCCUCAAGCUGCGUGAGAACCGAGUCUCCAGCAGAGACUUUGAGCAGAAGGUCACGUCACUCACAGGAUUAAUUCCUGUCGCUUUGGAUAUAGUUUCGCAAACCUUUAGGAAUUUGAAGGUGAUUUGGGGCACUUUUUUCUUUGUUUCCUACGGCUUUGUCAGUAGCGGAAAACCUGCCUCGGUGUUAGAGGUGAGGAUCUGAAGUGCUAUUACUGUUCCAGUGAAUAAGCUAUAAAAAGUAGGUUGUUUCUGAGCAGCCUGUUAGAGGUGUACCUGUCGGCAUCAGCAGAGGGAAGAGUUGACUUAGAUCUCGCCCCAUCGUGCAGGGUAGGGAGAGGGGAAGGCUGGCGGGUCUCUGAGCUGUGGUGUGUGGGCAGGGAGGUGAGCUGAAGCUAAAAUCGGGCAUCUCGGCCGUUAGCUGCAGCUGCCCAGCUGUGGGCAGGAGAGCGUGUGCUUAAUCUUGCAGACGGAGGUUUCCAGCUUGGUGAUGCAGAUUUCUGGGAUACCUAAAGACAUUAGGAGUCUGUUUGGCAUCUGGGUGGCCGGUUUAUCUUGGAGCUUGCUGUUAGGCUGGUGCAGCCAGUCUGUUUUGUAUUCUCCCUAACAGCCUAAAGGGAUGAGAGAGGUCCCUUGGGCAGCUGUUUCAAUAGCUUGUCCCUAAAACCACCUCUGCUUCAGCUGCAAAUGGAUCCAUAGCUCUGGUUGUGGAUUCUUCCUUCCUUCGCUAUCCCCACUCACUUGAAAAAAUAAAAAUCCUGAAGUUUUACAUAACUGACUUAAUUUUUGCUUUUUGUUUUUAAGGUAAGAUUGAAAAUCCAGACCGUAUUGAAUGCACUGCAAGCACUUGGCCUGAGAUCCGAAUCACUGUCUCCUAAAUACAGACGCUGACUCUGUAGCCGGUCUUCUCCCUGUAACCUGCUGUGUUGAGUUGACUGAGUGUGCAAAGGCCGUGUAGGCAUGUUCCGCUGUGGCAUAAAAUGCUUUUAGUAUUUGCUACCUGCAGAUUAAAUUCCCCUUGAUACCAGGAGUCUGCUGGGGAGUGCAAACCCAUGGAUAGCAGUUGGCAGGAGUGUUUCGCUCGGUGCUGAACACGGGUCUGCUUUGUCACCGGGGCGAGGACCUGUUGGUUGGCGGUUGGCGCGGGUUGUGCAUCUGCUGUUUGUGCCAAGAUGAUUCUUCUGCUUGUAGCUUGUCCCUUCUGAACCUUUUCAAUGGCAGUGUUAAGGGUCUCCCUUAUGAAGGUGAGACCUGCUUGGCCGGCUGGAGAGAAGGGCUUUGUGGAGGCUCGAUGCCCUGCAGGAACUUGUCACAGCUCAGCUUUGCCCCUGUAGUAGCGUCUUUUUAUUUAUAGUGUACCUGAGUGGCCUCAAAAUGUCAGAAUGUGCUAGUCCCGAUUAAAGGCAAAACGUGCUGAUACACCGGGGCUUUAUUCUGUCUAGAGCAAAGGCAAUGAAAAUAGCAGACUUUGUAUUAAUGCUUCUCCUCUGCCUUCUCUUCUCACCUUCUGCUCCUCAAAGCCUGGCAGGCUUUUGUGGCAUUUCAGAAGAAAAUUCCCUCUGAUUUGGCUUUGGGUGAGGAAAGCUGUCAGGACGGUGAAUUCGGAGAGACUGGCAUAAAUGCCCUGGGUGCUCCUGUGCCUUUGCUGGUUCCUUUGUGCACGGCUACAUCAGUGCUUUCAGGGAGAAGCAGAAUAACGCGAUGAGGAGUUAUAACUUGUGGCUCUGAAAGCUUUGGGAGAGGGGGAUGAACAAGGAGCGCAGACUUUGGAUCUGAGCAUCGUCCGCGGCCGAGGGGGAUGUGACAGUGGCCCCGGUCCUGCUUUCCCUCCUGGUACCUGUGGGAGGCCAUGCUGACGGCACAGUAUUUUGCUGUACUUGUUCCUGUUUGCUAUGGGCUGUACCACUCCCCUGCACAGUAUGUCUCAGUGCAUACCCUGUUUCUUUCCGGAACCCUCGUUGUCCAGCUUGUUGGGAUAUUUCUGUGAGCUGUUGACAGGGAUAACGCGUGGCGGUGCCUUGCAGAUGGUGGUAAAUUUCUGGUGCUGACGUGUCCUCGUCCUGUUCGUUCUGUAGAAAAUCUUGGGGACAAUUGGCUUUACUUCCUUAUCCCAGAUGGGUGGAAAGUGCUGGGGAAGAUGGAAAACAACUUGUCAGGGCUAGGAAUACUCCCUUGGCAGAAGCCUUUUGGAAUAAACGAAAUGCUUGCAAUUAGGUUGCAGAUCAGUAUUGCCCCAAUAGCCACAGCAAGACCUAGGGCUUGUUUCUAGCUCCGGAGCAAUAAGCAAGUGACUGGUUACAUGCGAGGGCUGUUUUGUGCUCCUAGAUCCCGCUUCCAGUGUUGUCAAAACACACGGGUUUGGCCAGCUGGAAAGCAGAAGCAUCAAAGAUCCUCAUCCAGCCGGUUUGUGUUGGGCCUGAUCUCAUAGCUAUAAAUGUGCUGUGAUCAGGCGUUGUGGUUGUAGGAGACUCGCUGCAGUCCACAUGGACUCGUCAGGCUGCUUUUUUUUUUUAGUGAGGAGGAAAAAGAACGGAAUUACUUGUAACUUUGGCUGUCAGCUUCCCUCUGGAGUGAACAGUAGCGACGGCUACUCUGGAAUGGGACAGCAGAGGUCGGAUGGCAGUUAUUUGGGAAACUCGUGCUGGGGAGAACGCAAAUUCUUGUGCAAGUGUGCUUGGAGGUGGAAGCUACCAGGAAAAACAGCAAAAUCCAGCUGGCUCAAUGUUUACUUUUAAGCAAGGAUGGCUUCUUAUUGCUUUUUAUUGAUUUAAAACUAGUGGAACUUAUUGGGAGUGUUGGCUGUUGUGUGGAAAUGGGCUGUGUAAUCUCAACUUGCUAGUGUAGGAAAUGAUGACCUAUUAACUCUGUCUCGUAGCUGGUUGCUCACGUGGCCAAUCAUCUUCUGUUGGGUUCAGCUGCCAAAGGGUUGCGUGCUGGCCUUCGCGCCGCAGGCCGGAGGGACAGCAGUAACUCACCAGUUGGACAGGGAAAUAUUUGAGAUGUGUGACCGGGCGGUGGAAUGGAAGAUAAGUUACCAAACUGUGAGUGCCACUGACUACUUUUUUUUUUUGUGUGUGUGUGCGCUAAAUUAAAAAGUAUGAUUCUGGUUUUUGUUCGGAUUGCAGUCUUUUUAAUUUUUGAGGAAAAGAGCACUGGCAUCAACUGUGGUCGUUAGCUUAAUUAAGGCAAUCUGCACUUUUUUUCAUUGAUUAUUACUCCUACUUCCCCUAAGCAGGUGUACCCCAUUUCCGUGUGUAUUUUGCACUCACCCCUUUAACAUGAUAUCGAUGGAUUAAUCUGGGCAUCUCCUGAGGCUUUGAGUGUGAAUAAGGCUCUAUAAAAUACCCCGUGGGACUUACUAAAAAUGAAGGUGAAGCGCCAGAUCCCCGCUUCAUACAGAGGGUAGUGCAGAGGGAAAAGGUGAGCUUUUCUUUCUAAAGUGCCGUUUGACAUCAAAACACUUUGGUUUCAUGCCACAAAUAUCCAUGUGGAACGCGAUAGCUGCUGUUUAAACAGCUCACCUGCCAGGUCUGCUCCCCGGGCUGCGGGAUGGGGUUUUCCCUGUGCUUUUGGUUGUGGGUUUGCGAGGAGCGGGCUGUCCAAAAGCCAGACGUGUCUUUGCAACGCUCGGCCUACUUCAUCCCAGGUAUCAGAAAGCUGAGCAAAAUGUGUGUGUUACUUUUACACCCGAUCAUUGUUACCCGAGGAGCCUUUUCCAGUUUCAAAUAAUAAAAAGGAAAGUUUUGUGAA
Molecule: messenger RNA, 7244 nt
Organism: Chroicocephalus ridibundus (black-headed gull)
Lineage: Eukaryota; Metazoa; Chordata; Aves; Charadriiformes; Laridae
Gene: FBXO31
Product: F-box protein 31
Exons: 11
Coding region: 576-1802 (408 amino acids)
Biological process (GO): SCF-dependent proteasomal ubiquitin-dependent protein catabolic process
Cellular component (GO): SCF ubiquitin ligase complex
Molecular function (GO): protein binding
Source: RefSeq, a predicted model, not a curated record